AGAUGGAGAAAAGAACCAGAAUUCAAGGAUGUAAGAAGCUUCACUCUGCCAUUUAUGAGCUUGACUUCAUUUCCCGACAUGCCAUUCAUUCCUGCAACUUCUUGGGCUAGGACUCUGACUUUCGUUAACCAUCCACCAACGCUCGUUCUAUCAAAAGAAAUAUCCCACACGCCAGCUAUAUCUCAUCGUACACAACCACUCCCCAGACAUGCAGUUCUCCUCCCUCCUCCUCCUCGUCCUCACGCCCGCCCUCGCGACCGCGACGCUCGACCCGGCCACCUCCAACACCAAGGGCAAGUGCCCCUCGAAAUACGCUUGCAGCGCUACAAAGGUCUCAAAGGCCAUCCAGGCAGCUGAGUGCUCGCACAACACGCGCACCGGCAAGACCCAGACCUUCGCCGUCUUCGAGACGGACCACCAGUACGAUGCCAGCCACGGCGCCCCCUACGGCACCUGCUCCGCGUACACCUGCGAGGCGCCCGCCCAGAUGCUUGCCGACGCGGACUGCUGGACCUUCUUCUGGAGCGGCACCGGCGAGCAGAGCGGCGUCGGCACCGGUUGCAUCAGGGACCCGAACACGGGCGAGUGCGGCUGCGAGAACUCCGAUGGCACCUUCAUCCCCGGCAGCGACAGCUGCAAAUGA
Colletotrichum navitas is the source of this 643-nucleotide messenger RNA. RefSeq lists its product as uncharacterized. The transcript has 2 exons. The record is from RefSeq and is a predicted model, not a curated record. Bases 209 to 643 code for a protein of 144 amino acids. Lineage: Eukaryota; Fungi; Ascomycota; Sordariomycetes; Glomerellales; Glomerellaceae.